This is a messenger RNA of Fusarium vanettenii 77-13-4, 1152 nucleotides long. RefSeq lists its product as uncharacterized. The transcript is spliced from 4 exons. Bases 1 to 1152 code for a protein of 383 amino acids. Lineage: Eukaryota; Fungi; Ascomycota; Sordariomycetes; Hypocreales; Nectriaceae. The record is from RefSeq and is a predicted model, not a curated record. Gene Ontology annotation, molecular function: saccharopine dehydrogenase (NAD+, L-lysine-forming) activity. Gene Ontology annotation, cellular component: cytoplasm.
AUGUCGAACUACCCAGCCAUCCUUCUCCGUGCCGAGGAGAAGCCCCUCGAGCACCGAUCCUUCUCCCCCGCCGUCAUCAAGACUCUCGUGGAUGCCGGUUAUCCAAUCACGGUCGAGCGAUCCUCCACGGAUCCCAACUUUAAGCGAAUCUUCGAAGACUCCGAGUAUGAGGCUGCUGGUGCCUCUCUCAUCCCUGCCGGCUCGUGGCCCACUGCUCCUGCUGGAACUCUGAUCCUUGGCCUCAAGGAGAUUCCUGAGGAGGAUUUCCCUCUCAAGAACGACCACAUUAACCAAGGAGGAUGGGACAAGGUCUUGAGCCGAUUCCCUCGCGGUGGCUCUGUCCUCUACGAUCUGGAAUUCCUCGUGGACAGUGAAGGUCGAAGAGUGAGCGCAUUCGGUUUCCACGCCGGAUUCACGGGCGCCGCUUUGGGUCUUAAGAGCCUAAGCUGGCAACUCGCUCACCCUGGCGAGAAGCUUCCCUCCGUGGGCACUUUCACUGACGGCCGUGGAUACUACCUCAACGAGGAGGAGCUCGUGAACCAGAUCCGAGAGGACCUCGCAUCUGCAGAGAAGGCCUUGGGCCGCAAGCCUACUGCCAUGGUUCUUGGUGCGCUUGGCCGAUGUGGUAGAGGUGCUGUUGACCUGUUUCUCAAGGCUGGAAUCCCUGAGGAGAACAUUACCCGUUGGGAUAUCCAGGAGACUCAGGCACGAGAGGGUCCUUAUGAGGAGAUCGCUCAGCACGACAUCUUCCUCAACGCUAUCUACCUCUCCAAGCCCAUCCCUCCCUUCGUCAACGAUGAUCUCCUCUCUCAGCCUGGUCGCAAGCUGAGCGUCGUCAUCGACGUCUCCUGCGACACCACCAACCCCCACAACCCCAUCCCCAUCUACUCCAUCAACACCACCUUUGACGACCCCACCGUCCCCGUCACCGUCAAGGACGACCAGAACACCGCCCCUCUGUCCGUCAUCAGCAUCGACCAUCUCCCCUCGAUGCUUCCCCGCGAGGCCAGCGAGGCCUUUAGCGAGGGUCUCAAGGAGUCUCUUCUGACUCUUAACGAGCGCAAGACCUCCCGCGUGUGGGCUGACGCUGAGAAGCUCUUCAACGAGAAGGUCGCUCUCCUCCCCGAGGAGCUUCGAACCAAGGAGGUUUAG